Molecule: messenger RNA, 10786 nt
Organism: Nyctereutes procyonoides (raccoon dog)
Lineage: Eukaryota; Metazoa; Chordata; Mammalia; Carnivora; Canidae
Product: collagen alpha-1(III) chain-like
Exons: 11
Coding region: 1-1473 (490 amino acids)
Source: RefSeq, a predicted model, not a curated record
AUGGCGAGCGGCGGGCGGCGGGCGGGCGGCUCGGCGGCGGGCGGCGGGCGGGGGGAGGGGGCUGUAGGCCCGGAACGGCCGGCGCGAGGCGAGCGAGGGCCGCGGGGGCGAGCGGGCGCGGGCGGGAGGCCGCGGCGUCGUCCGGGGGCGGGCGGCGGCGGCGGCGGGGGCGAGCGGGGCCGGGAGCGGCGGGCGGGCGGGUGGGCGAGGGCGCGGCGGUGGCGACUCCGGCGGCAGCCUCGGCGGUCUGGGCGGGGCGGGAAGCCCGCUUUCAACCCCGCGUACCCUCUGACCCCGGAAGUCACGAGGUUGCGCCGCCCGCCGCGCGCCCGCGCUCAAGCCCGCCCCCCCGGGCCGCCGCGCGCUGCCGGGAGGGCCCCGGCCGGCGGGCGGGCGGGCGGGCGCCGCGAGCCCGGCGAGCCCGGCGAGCCCGGCGAGGCCUCCAGGCCGACAUGCGUGCGGCGGGCGCGGGCGGCGCCGGCGCGCGCCGGGACGGGGUCAGUGUGGGGAACGGGGGCGACACGUCACUUUCCCGCCUCGGGACGGGCGUCGGGGAGCGGAGCGACACGGGCAGCCCCGGCGGCCACUGCAGGCGGCAGCCGGGACGCCGCGGGUUUAAAACGUGCGCGUGAGGCGGCCAGCGCGCCUGCGCCAGGGUGUGGGGCGGCGGGCGGGGCGGCCGCGCUCUUCCGGGGGGGAGGGGCGGCCGGGCGAGGCCUGCGGCGCGGGUGCGCGCGCGCGGGCGGGCACGUGGGGCCUCGGUCUCCGCAGCGCGGGCGCCCCCGCCCCUCCCCCCGCGCCCGCGAGCGGCCGCGGAGGGCCCCGCCGACCCCCGCCCGAGGGUUCUGGGGAGUUGUGGAAACACGGCCGGGAGCGGGGAGGGGGCAGGGAAGGAAAAGAAGAAGAAGAAAAAAAAAAAAAAAAAAAAACGACCGCCGGAAUGGCGUCCAUUUACAUAAUGCUUUGUUUGCAUUUUGCAAGUUCCUUGCGGCCGAGCCUGCGGGAACCCCGCCUCCCGGGGUCCCUCCUGUCGUGGCGGCCUCGUCAGGCCCUGAAGACAAUGGCCGCACGUGCGGCCGCGCCGGGCGGUGCGGAGGGCCCUGCCCGCGACGCUCCCCUCGGGGCGGCCCCCGCCGGGCCCGCCAUCUUGGAAGGCCUUCCCCGCCGGCUCGCUCGCGCGCGUCCCUCUCGCUGAGGGAAGGCGGCGCGGCGGCCCGUGUGCGUUCGCCGCCGUCCCCCCGCCGCUGCCUCGGCCGAGCCGGGCCGGGCGGCGCCCAGCAGACGGAGCCCCCGAGGCCGAGACCGAGGGCCGGAGCGCAGGCCGCCGCCGCCAACGCCGCCAACGCCGCCAACGCCGCCAACGCCGCCAACGCCAACGCCGCCGCCGCGGGAGCACGUGCGCGGCCUCGGUCGCCGGGCCGGCGGCGAGACCGGGAGCGCGGCCCGGACGCCGAGACCUGCACUAUCUUGUAGAUAUUUGUGUGAAUUCUACACCACCCAUUUUACAGAUGAAGCCACUGAGAUACAGAACAAUUGACUAAGUAGUCGCUGCCCCACCUCUGGAGUCUCAUGCAUGACUCUCCUUCUCCCAUUUGAAUGACUGCGUGUUAGUUAAGGAUUUUAAUGAGGUUGUGAAGGUGAUCUCAACCUUUCUGACAGCUCCACUUAACCAUCUACAUGUAGUUGAAACCCAGAUCUUUCUCCAGAACACAAUAUCCAGCUGCUCAUGUGGACAACAUCACAAGGAUGUCUGACAUACUCGCCAUCUUGCAGCCUUCUGCUCUUCCCCAUUUGCUCCUCGUCCAGUGUCCUGUCACAUGGUGAAAAGCGGUCUUGUCACUAUAAUGUGGUAGUUGAGCAGGUGACUCUGAUAGAUGUGAUGUGAUAUGGUAUGUGACUCUGGAGCCAGUUUGCUGGGGCCUGAAUUCUGAUGCAGCCACUUACUGUGUGACCUUGGGUAUGUCAUUUAAUUUCUCUCUCAGUUUCAUCUUUGAUAAGGUAAGCAUAAUGAUAGCACCUGUUUCUGGAAGAAUAAGUCAGUUAAUCUAAGUAAAAUGCUUCAAAUAGUAAUGGAAUGUCACUCAAUAAGUAUAAUUUAAUUAGUAUUUCUUUUUUUUUUUUAAGAUUUUAUUUAUUCAUGAGAGACACAGAGAGAGAGAGGCAGAGGCGCACAGGCAGAGGGAGAAGUAGGCUCCAUGCAGGGAGCCGACGUGGGACUCGAUCCCGGGACUCCAGGAUCACACCCUGGGCCAAAGGCAGGCGCUAAACCGCUGAGCCACCCAGGGAUCCCUAUAUUUCUUUUUUAUUUUUUUAUUUUUUAUAUAUUUUUUAUAUUUUUAUUUAGUUAUUCAUGAGAGACACAGAGAGAGACAGAGACACAGGCAGAGGGAGAAGCAGGCUUCAUGCAGGGAGCCUGACGUGGGAUUCAAUCCCAGGACUCCAGGAUCACGCCCUGGGCCAAAGGUAGGCGCCAAACCGAUGAUCCGCCCAGGGAUCCCUAUAUUUCUUUUUUAUAUUAAAGAUUCAAUAUCUUCUCAAAUGUAUGUUGGACAUUUAUAUAUUUUUUGAGUCACUUAUGUCUUUUGCAUGUUUUCCCAGUAAUAUUUUCUUAAUAAUUUGUAAGAGCUGAAGUGUUGACUAUUAUAUGUAAUGCAGAAUUGCUCUUAGUUUGUCAUUUUUGUCUUUUGACUGUAUUUAUGCAAUUUUUUUUUUCUCUUGGAAAGUUUUGUAUUUUUAGGUAGUCAAAAUAAUCUUUUUUCUUAUAGUUUUUCCUGCUGCUAGGCCAGUGUUUAGAAAAGGCAUGCCCCGGUGGCACAGCGGUUUAGCACCGCCUGCAGCCUGGGGUGUGAUCCUGGGGACCCUGGAUCGGGUCCCACGUCGGGCUCCCUGCUUGGAGCCUGCUUCUGCCUCUGCCCCUCUCUUUUUCUCUCUCUGUUUCUAUGAAUAAAUAAAUAAAAUCUUAAAAAAAAAAAAAAGAAAAGAAAAGGCAUGCUUCCCUACCUCUAAAUUAUAAAAAAUAGUUAUUCAUUUUCUUUGAGUACUUGGUGUGUGUGUGUUUAAAUCUUUAAGUCUUGGAUCCAUCUGGAAUUUAUUUUGAUACAAGGAUAGCAGUUGAGAUCUGGCUCUAUUUCUUUUCAGUUGGGUACUGUCCUAGACCUAUUUAUUCAAGAGGAAAGAGCAGGAGCCUUCAAUCUUUUUUCCCCUCCUCUAAUUUGAAACUCUUUUAAGAACUCUUGACUCAAGAUAGAGGGAGCGGAAUUUCUACAUAACAGAGCAUUCUUAUGUCCCAUGGCAGCUGUCAUCUGCCAAAGACAUGGAAGAAGGGGAGCUGACUCUUCCGUGGCAUGUAUUAUGUGCCCGUCCACCCAGAACCUAUGAAUGUGAUCUUACUUGGAAAUAGGAUUCUUGUCGAUGUAAUCAAGUUAAGAUGAAGUCAUAGUAGAUUAGGAUGGGCCCUAAUCCAGUGACUGAUGUUCUUAUAUGAAGAGGGAGAUACACAGAGGGAAGACAUCCAUAUGAAGAUGGGAGCAGAAAUCGGAAUCGUGCUGCCACAAACCAAGGAAUGUCAAGAAUUACUGGCAACCGCCAGAGCUGGAAGAGGCAAAGAAAGAUUCUCCCCUGGAGCCUUCACAUGGAGCAUGGCCUUGCUGAAACCUUGAUUUUGGACUUCUAGCCUCUAGAACUGUAAGGAAGCAGGCCUAGAGAGGUCAGACCCUUUGAGAUGUCUCUAGGCCACUGCUCUGUGGGCAGGGCACUUACUCUGAAGUUCCUGAUGUUGCUGUUGUCAGCUCUGCACCUUCCAUGCCGUCACACCUCUGUUACUGCUGGUGCUCAGUUGCUGGAAUGGCUCCUUCUCUAACACAGCAGGCUGCAGCGUUUCCCCCUUCUUACCCACUUCACACCCUGAAUCAGAAACUCCUCUCAGAGGCUCUGGCUGUAGACUGAUUAUUUCAGCAGGAUACUUCGUGGCCCCACUUCUCCAGCCUCAGGAUGUCACCUGUAGCUCACAUAGCACAUAUCACAGUUCAUGGCUGUGAGCAGAGCAGGAGGAGCAUCAUGACUGCAUUGGUUCUGAGGGCCCUGGUCACCUGGCCUCUUCUCUACCAAAGUCUGUCCAGUUCCAAAGCCCAAGCUCUUCUGUCUCUGACGAGAUUAGGGAAAGAAGAGGAGAUGGAGAGAUGACAUCUUUCUCUACCUCACAGUUUUACUUGUUGAGACGUGUUUAGCCAGAGCAUCCUGUUUAUAGAAUGCUAGGUUCUAUAUAUAGAGAUGCUGCAACAACAUAUGUGGGAAGGAUACCAAUUGGCUGUAGGGGAGAAUUUUUAAAAAGCCUUUGUUCUUUACCUCUAGGCUGUCAUUGCAGUGUAAUCCACAAGUGUCAAAACAUAUUGGUAACUCUGGUUUACUGCUCAAGAGACCCUUUGGAGAUUUUAUUCUCCAAAUAAAAUUUGUUGAUGUGUCCCAAAGAGUAAGGCAUGAUAGGGGCAGAGGUGAGGGUGUGGUGUGCUCUUACUGUGUGUACUGGAGCUGGUGACACCUGUUAUGUGACUAUUACAGUGGAUUAUUACUGAGUAAACAAGAGGUGUCUCUCCUUUGCCUUUCUAGGGGAGACCAGAUGGCACUGUGUGCUGGCCCAGGGCCAGGGGAGCCUAGCCUCUGGGCUGGCAGAGGAGAUAGCUUGAGUGUGUCAGGUGAUGGAAUAAGAAGAGCCAAGGCUGGACUAUCAAGUGGUGUAAUUUCAGGGGCACCCAGAAUGUGCCUGCCCCUCAAAGACUUGUGUCGGCUCUUUGCUAGUGGUUGGAAUUCUACAAGUGAAAUUUAUUUCCCUUGACUUAAGCCUUCGAGACCCUAUUAAAAAUGAAGAGACUCCAGGAAGGGUUUUUUUUUUUUUUUAAAUCAAGUUAAAUUUAAUUUUGGGCAGCCCCGGUGGCUCAGCAGUUUAGCGCCGCCUUUGGCCUGGGGGUGUGAUCCUGGGGACCUAGGAUCGGGUCCCACGUUGGGCUCCCUGCAUGGAGCCUGCUUCUCCCUCUGCCUGCGUCUCUUUCUCUCUCUCUCUCUCGCUGUCUCUGUCAUGAAUAAAUAAAAUCUUAAAAAAAAAGUUAAAUUUAAUUUUAUUUUUUCAGGAAGGGGUUUGAUUAUGAAGCAUUUUGGUCGUGUAAGUGGAGGUAUGAAUGAGUGUAGGUGAUUGAUUUCUGAGAACUAGACUCAGGCAGAGACAGAGAGGAAAGGGCACUCUGGCUUGGUCAUGGACAGGACUCCAUCCUAGCCAUGGACAGGAAGGAGAACUAUUGAGUUUGAAAUAAAGACCCUGAAAAGAGAAGUUGGGUCCCUAAAGAAACACUUUGUUUUCUUUACAGUUUUGACUGAGAAAACAAGCAGCUAAGGGUAUUGGGAUAUGGAGGCUUAUGAUUCCAAGAGGGGGUGUCGGGUGGAGAGACUUCCUGUGAGCAUACUGGGUAUUCAGACAUGAUGUUGUCUGGAGAACAGCUGACAGGCAGACUGUAAGAAAGAGUGUAGGACCUUUGGGUCUGCGGUUUGCUGUGAUGUCCUCAGACAAGACCGGCAGAGAUCUUAGGAAGUGGGAGGCAGCUUCCCAGAAGUGAUGUAAAAUGGUGGCGCAAAAGAGGCUGCUGAUGACAACAUGGGCAGGGCACUUCCUCAGAGGCCGCUGGUCACGGACAGCUUCUGGUCUUGAUUUCCCAAUGUGCUGUGCUGAGAUAGGGCUUUACCAGAAAGCAAAAUAAGCCAUGUCAAAAGCAAUGACCAAGCAUUUGGGGUGUCCACGCAAAGGUGCGAUUCCCAUUGCCCACUAACUUUGUAGAGCCAAAAUAGCUAAUCUAGAGGCUGCAGCAUGGCACCUGUGAUUCAGAUCUACAGCUUUUUUUGGCCUGAAUUCCUCCAAAGAGAGUCUUUCUAGUUGACCGUUCAUCAUCUUUCAUCUAGCAGUGCUUUCAAACAGCCUUUGUGAUCUGAACUCCCACAUCUGUUCUCCGCCAGGGAGUCUUUGACAGAAGCAACUAAAAUCUGAGUGCCUUUCCCAGCUCCUCACAGUUCAGUUCAGUUCAGUUCAGUUCAUGGAUGCCCUUCACCUUUGGGCUUCAACUUCUACUCUGUGCACGUUCUUACCCUAAGUCUAUUUUGUUUUGGCUCAAACUUUUAGUUUCAUUCAUGCUUCUGGGGUCCUUCCAGCACAUUUCCCUAGAAAGCUAUAUCCUAGGAAUGGUCUCCACCCCUCACCUCCUGAAGUUUGACAGAGUCUGGACCGCCCUCUUUACUGGAAUUAGUACAACUCUGUGAAUUUCUGGAUGUAAUACACCCCUUCAUCUUUCCCCAACCACCAUAGCCCCAUACAGAAGGUCCAGUGAUAUAGCUAGGUCUUCUUCUUUCUUCUUUCUUCUUUCUUUCUUCUUUCUUCUUUCUUCUCUUUCUUCUUUCUUUCUUCUUCUUCUUCUCCUUCUCCUUCUCCUUCUCCUCCUUCUCCUUCUCCUUCUCCUUCUCCUUCUCCUUCUCCUUCUCCUUCUCCUUCUCCUUCUCCUUCUCCUUCUCCUUCUCCUUCUUCUUCUUCUUCUUCUUCUUCUUCUUCUUCUUCUUCUUCUUCUUCUUCCUUUUUUUUUUUAAUAGCUAGGUCUUCUAAUCACCAGGAUUUGGGAGCCAGUGCCCCCAGCAGGGAGGGACUCUUGAAUAGGUGUACUGUACUGUGAGGGAGAGCUCUGUCCAUUACUCUGCCUCUCCUCCAUCUCACCUUUAUUUUGGCUUUUCCCUAAAAGGAUCAGACUCUGUCCAGUUGCCCUGCUUGGACCCCCUAGGCUUGUCUAGGACUAAAACUCUGCUGUCAACCCCUCACCAGGGACUGGGACUUUUGCUUUCCAGCCUCUCUCAGGCCAGGUCCCUUCUCUGAUACCAGAGAUUCCUCCCACCCGCCCACCCAUUCCCCCUACUAGAGACUUUCCUUACAUCUAGGCUUUGGUAGGUAGGGUCUUACCCAUGCACAGAUCUCCCAAUUGUUGACCACACUGAACUCUCCCUGCUACUCUUUGGGCGAAUUGGAUGUCAUGCUAGUCUGCUCAGCUGUACUUCUGGAACAAGCUACUUAGCUUAGUCGGGCCCUGUCCUGAAUUUCAUGCUAGUUCUCCAACUGCCUCUGCCUCAAAAACAGCUUUUAAUAUGCAUUUAUAAAGCUUCAAAAGAGAGAGAAUAUAACCUUUUCCAAACUUAGUUAACUAGAGAAUAUUUAUUUAUUUAUUUAACGAGCAUGUGUGAAAGCACAAGCAGGGGAAGUGGCACGCAGAGGGAGAGGGAGAAGAGGGUUCCCUGCUUGUGGGGAGGGACCCAUGGGAUCAUGACCUGAGCUGGAGGCAGACAAUCACCCAGGUGUCCUGAGAACAAUUAUUUUUUUUUGAAGUGGUAUUAAAAUCUCAUGGAGUAUGGUGUUUGGUGGAGCACAGUUUUGGAAAGUAUGAGGCUUUAUCCUAAAGGAGUAGAUCUCAAACUGAGGAAUUCCAGGUGAAGGUAAUGUGACAGUCAGUGAAAAAACAUUAUUUGGGGGUAGGAAAUCUCUCUUGGUCCUCUUCAUUCAGCACAUGCCUACUGAGCACCUAGUAUUUACCAGUCUUUCUGCUGGAAUCACAUCAUGUGUUUGACUACUUAACUGUAUGGCAUCUGUGUAAGGACAGCUGUGAUCUGGAGUGUAUGUGUAAGGUGGGGAGGAGGUAGGGAUUCUACAUUCUUUCUCCCACAUUUGAUUCUUCUUCCUCUUUCUUCCAGUUAAAACAGGAAAAAGGAAGUACUGAGUAGGGUGAUGUCAUCAGCUUCUGGAUCCAAGCAAGGCUUCUCUGAGGCUUCUUUCCCCAGGUUUGACCUCUUCUAGGAUUUCUCCAGCACUCCUGACCACCCCUUCCAUCUCACUCUGGGAGUAAUCAUCUCAGCAUCAGUUUCAAGUCUUAUUGCUAGUUCAGGAUUUUGACUUCACAUACAAGAUCAGUGCUAACUGGGAUGGAGCUCAUUUUUUAUGGAAUGAUUAUGACAUUGUAAACUUUGUACUUUCCCUAUGAAAUCCCUCUCUUAUAGCUCAGGGGUAGUCUAGAUGAUUACUUUUUUCAACUUUUCAGUGGAGAUAAACGCAUGCACUGUAGGCAGGGCAGUCUUGCCAGUGGAGAGCAUUUAAAUCUGACAGUGGGGGUGACCAGUUGCCUGGAGCUCUAGCUGACAGAACUGGUAACCAACCAAAGAGGAAACUAGUUAUUUCCUUUGUAUGCCAUUCUCUACCGGGACAGCCUGGAAAAGACCACUUGAAGUAGACAGAAAUCUCCAACUAAGACUUCUGAUUAAGAAAUUUUAGGUCCUUUUGAGAUCCUGGUGUGUGUAUGUGUCUUUACUAUCAUGAGUGAGAUCUUUGGUUGGCCAGUCUUUAACAGAGUUGGAUGACCUAAUCAUGAAACAAACUAUAUACAAAGGUUUAGCUUUGAUCUCACGCUUAGAUAUGAUGUUCAUCCAACAGCAUCUUCUACCCAUAGGCCCCACCUUAGGGGCCUUGGUCUAGGGUCCCUGUCCAUUUCUGCCACUUCCUCUGAAAUGCUAUGUUGUUUUUUUUUUUUUUUUAAGAUUUUAUUUAUUCAUGAGAGAGAGAGGCAGAGACACAGGCAGAGGGAGAAGCAGGCUCUCCAUGGGGAGCCCAAUGCAGGACUCAAUCCUGGGACUCCAUCCCAGGACUCCAGGAUCACACCCUGGGCCAAAGGCAGGCGCUAAACCACUGAGCCUCCCCCCACCCCCCAGGGAUCCCCUGAAAUGCUAUGGUUUUAACUGAAGAUCAGAGAGUGAGCUCACAGAAAUGUCAGAAGAGGGCUUGUAAUAGUCAUUUAGAGAUCUUCAGUAGAGCCAGUUAUUUGGUCCUUCUGUAGGUAUUUAUAAGUAUUGGCAUAUAAAACUGUAUGUAUGCUGUAGCUGUGAUAGCUGUAUAUGUAGCUAUAGGUGUGAUAACUGUAACUUUCUAUAAUCCUCCAGGGUCAUUAAUAGGCUUGCUUCUGCAUCAUUGUCUUCCCUGUUUUCCCACCAGGAAUUAAGUAGGCUCUGAAUGUAAUGUAAGAUGUUUAGAAUGUCCCUUCCUCCCUCCCUCCCUGUCUCACUUGUGCAUGUGCUCGCUCUCUCUUUCUCUCUCGCUUGGGUCCUUGUCUGCAAGGCAUCUCUAGUUGAACUUAAUAGAGAAGUUAACAAAUAGGAAAAAAAAGGACAAUUAAAGGUUACACCGAGGUUCAGAUUCUAGGUAAAAUGGAAGUUUUGGAAAGGAAUCACCUGAGAGCUAAAACCUUGGGAGAAAGUUUCAUGGAAGAGAUGAUUGUUGAUUAAGGACACACUAAGUAAGGUAGGGACUGGAACACCCCGACGGGAGCAUGUGGAGUGGGGAAGGAAUGGGGUAAAAUCCUCAGAUUAUUUCUUGUGCAAGCAGAGUAACUGGUACCUCCCCCACUGGUCUCUUCUGUAAAUCACACUGAACAUCAUGUAGUUUGGUCCUUUUUAAAGAUUUACUUAUUUAUUUAUUUACUCAUUCAUUCAUUCGAGACACAGAGAAAAAGGCAGAGACACAGGCAGAGGGAAAAGCAUACCUCCUGCACGGAGCCUGAUGCAGGACUUGAUCCCGGGACCCCAGGAUCACGAUAUCAGCCAAAGGCUCAACUACUGAGCCACCAGGUGCCCCAGUUUGGUCCUGCUUUUUUUUUUUUCUUUUAAGAUUUUAUUUAUUUAUUUAUUCAUGAGAGACACAGGCAGAGACAGAGAAGCAGGCUCUUCACUGGGAGCCUGCUAUGGAACUUGAUCCCCAGACCAGGAUCACACCCUGAGCCACCCAGGUGUCCCAAGUUUGGUCCUUUUUAAAAGCUUCUGAAGAUUGAGUAUCUUAAUGUAACCCAUUAGUUAGCUGGAACCAUCUUUUCCCCUAAAAAUUUGGCUCAAAGUGUCAUUCUACAGAUUGUAGAGUCUGAUUCCUUCACCCAGAUUCUUCACAUUCCUAGGAGCUCAUGUAUUUAUGGUCAUUCUAAUUUUGAGCUCUUGCUUCCACUAAAUUAGUUCAGAUUAUAGAUGGUCUUACUGUCUCAAGCAUGCUGUCUCUGUUUCCAUCCACAUUCACCCAGAUGUAGAGCUCAAAUAUCUCCCAACUAAAGCCUGUAAGUGUAUAGCAGACUUUAUUAAAGAUUUAGGAUAAUGGAGAGUGUUUUACAUUGCCGGAAAGCAGCAACUUGAAUUCUAAUACUGGCUAUCCCUAUCCCUUAAAGUAUUUUUUUGUCUAUAUCUCCAUUAGGGAUUCAUCACUAUAUAUAUCACCCAUGUGCCUAUGGCUUUGGUCUCUUUUAAUCAUUCCUCUGCAAACUUUCCUAACUCUGUUGCCACUAAAUAUUCCCGAUACUACUUCCUCUGUUAUGCAAAGCAGUUGAAUUCUACUCUGUUUUCCAAACUUACCUCCAUAUGUCCAAAGCCCACUGAAAUGGUUCUGCUGAGUAAAAAUUCAUCCACUUUAGCCAUACAAAGUAUUUUUAGAACCUCUGAUAUGUUCUUUUAUGUUAUUUCUCUCCUUUGAAAACAUUUCUUGUGUGGGGCACCUGGGUGGCACAGUCAGUUAAGACUCUUGGUUUCAGCUCAGGUCAAGAUUGCAGGUCAUGAUCUCAGGGUUGUGAGACUGAGUCCUGUGUCAGGCUCCAUGCUCAAUGUGAAGUCUGCUUGAAAUUCUCUCUCCUCCCACUCCCCCUCCCGCUCACUCUCUUUCUCUAAAACAUAAAUAAAUAUUUUUUAAAAAACA